AUGGAACCUAACAAUGUUGAGAAUGAUGGGGGUGAUUGUGAUUGGAAGCCUAGAGUUUACAUGACAUUUGAUACAGAACAAGAAGCAUAUAAUUUCUAUAAUGCUUAUGGAGGAAGGAUGGGGUUUAGUAUUAGAAGGGGCUAUGUAAACAAGAACAAGGAGGGGCAAAUCACUUCAAGGCUAUUUGUUUGUAAUAAGGAGGGGUUUCGGGAAUGUACGCAUAUGUUACCAUCCCAAAGGAAGAUAUCUGCAUCACAGGCAGCCGAAAUAGAUUUAGCUGAAAAAUCUGGAAUCCGGCUUAAUGCUGCAUUUGAGCUCAUGUGUAAUGAAGCUGGUGGAAGGGAGUCGCUUGGGUUCACAAAAGUGGACCAAAAAAAUUAUUUGAGAACGAAGAGGCAAAAGAGUUUAGCAUAUAGGGAGGCAGGUAGCAUUUUGCAAUAUUUUCGUGAGAAGACAUUAGAGAAUCCAUCUUUUUUUUACUCGGUCCAAUUAGAUAGUGAGGAGCAGAUUACAAACAUAUUUUGGACCGAUGCUCAGAUGAUCAUGGAUUAUAGGCAAUUUGGUGAUGUUGUCACUUUCGACACUACUUACAAGUUAAAUAGUGCACAUAGACCAUUUGUGUCUUUCGUUGGAUUUAACCAUCAUAGGGAAACUGUUAUAUUUGGCGUAGCAUUGAUGUAUGAUGAGACUGCUGAUUCUUUUAUAUGGCUUUUUAGAAGAUUCUUGGAGGCAAUGUCAAGUAAGGCUUCGAAAACAAUGUUUACGGACCAGGAUGCUGCAAUGGCUAAGGCCAUACCUAUUGUCAUUAGGGAUCAAUCCCGUGGAUCAAUCCCGUGGGUGUGUGCAUGGGAGGUGUAUGGGUGCCGUAGGUACAAAGAGUUACAAGCCGAAUAUGCUCUAUGCCAAAAGUUGCCGAGAGUGAAUAUUAAAGUGAAGAUUAUGGAGCAAGCUGCAGAUAUUUACACAAAUAAAAUUUAUGAAGAAUUUCAAGAUGAGUAUGUCAAGUCCCUUGAAGUAAACAUUGAAGAAACUGAAAUUUGUGGUGAGAGUACCAUUUAUAAGGUUCUUGAUAGUGAUGGUGUAAAGGUGAGGAAGGUGACAGUGGAGUGUGAUGGUUCACUUACUUGCAAUUGUAGGAAAUUUGAAAUGAAAGGCAUUUUGUGUAGUCAUUGUUUGAAGAUCCUUAGAGAAAGCCUCAAAUUCAAAGAGAUUCCUUCCUAA
Camellia sinensis is the source of this 1221-nucleotide messenger RNA. NCBI's taxonomy places the organism in Eukaryota, Viridiplantae, Streptophyta, Magnoliopsida, Ericales, Theaceae. The record is from RefSeq and is a predicted model, not a curated record.